UCUCUUCUUCUUUCAGACACCACAUUCGGAAGCCAUGGAAGCAACCGUACACGUGGAAGAACUCACCUCCGGCGCCAGUAACCGUAUCAUUCCGGUCUGCAAAAACCUCCACCGAUCAUUCUUCUCCUCCGCCUCCGUCCGCCGUGCACUCAUCUUCCUCCAAUCCAUCUUCCUGUGGUUCAUUUUCCAGCUCCGCCGUUUCCAGCGCCCUCAACACCGUCCUCCGCCGUCAUCUAAGUCGAAAUUCUCUUUCCGGCGAAGAGAUGUCGAAUAUGAACAGGACGUUCUCCGGCGAAGAGCACUCGCGGAGGAAAUUCGGAUGCUUACGUCAUCGAUCGAUGUUGAUGACGUCACUAACCAGUGCCGAGCUGCCACGUGGAUGUUUGUUGGUACCAGACGUAAUGCUUUGUUUUGCCGGUCGUGGAUUCCGGUGUGUGAUGAGAUCAGGGGUAUUUUAGUCAUCAUACACGGACUGAACGAGCAUAGUGGAAGAUAUGCUGAUUUUGCAAGGCAACUCAAUUCAUAUAACUUUGGGGUAUAUGCAAUGGACUGGAUAGGUCAUGGAGGGAGUGAUGGAUUGCAUGGAUAUGUACCUUCGCUGGAUCAUGUUGUGGCAGAUACUGGGUCUUUUCUGGAAAAGAUUAAGUCAGAUCACCCAGGAAUCCCAUGCUUUCUUUAUGGGCACUCAACCGGAGGAUCUGUGGUUCUAAAGGCUGCUAGCUAUCCUUACAUUAAAGAACUAGUGGAAGGAGUUAUACUAACGUCACCGGCAUUGCGUGUUACUCCUUCGCAUCCCAUAGUUGGGGCUGUAGCGCCAUUAUUUUCACUUGUGGCCCCAAAAUACCAAUUCAAAGGAGCCAACAAAAGAGGUAUUCCGGUUUCUAGAGACCCUGCAGCACUAGUAGCCAAAUACACCGACCCGUUAGUAUACACCGGGCCGAUGAGAAUCCGAACGGGCCAUGAAAUUCUUCGGAUCUCGUCUCACUUGAAUCGUAACUUCAAGUCUGUGACGGUACCUUUUUUCGUCCUACAUGGAACCGCUGAUAAAGUAACGGAUCCACUUGCUUCUCAAGAUUUGUACAACCAGGCGGCUUCGGGUUACAAGCAUAUAAAGUUGUAUGACGGGUUCUUGCAUGAUCUUCUUUUUGAGCCCGAGCGUGAAGAAAUCGGGCAAGAUAUUAUUGAUUGGAUGGAGACGAAGCUAAGUUUUCGUCGUUGAAAAGUAAUAAACUAGAUGUUGAUUUUAAUUGGUUUGUUAAUAAGAAGAUGAAUUGUUAAGUGUAAAAGAAGAAUUCAGUAAUUGCUCAAAUUUGAUGUGCAUUCCAUAUGGUUAAACCAGCAUGUUAAGUAUUAACUAACA
Molecule: messenger RNA, 1360 nt
Organism: Helianthus annuus (common sunflower)
Lineage: Eukaryota; Viridiplantae; Streptophyta; Magnoliopsida; Asterales; Asteraceae
Product: monoacylglycerol lipase
Exons: 7
Coding region: 35-1219 (394 amino acids)
Cellular component (GO): membrane
Molecular function (GO): lipase activity
Source: RefSeq, a predicted model, not a curated record